AUGACUUCCAACGAUGAGAGUCCUCGCGAUUCGGAGCUUGAAAGUAGAGAUGAUCUCGGCUCUUCGAACGUUACGCCUUUCAGCAUGACUGACAAACGACAGAGAAAGAAAAAGUCUACGGCGUAUAUUGAUGAUCUCGUUGCUGAGAAUGAGCGCCUCCGUAAUCAAAAUGCAGACCCCAAACCUCAUCCCGAGACGACUAUAUCAGACGUGGCCAUACCUUCUACCAACCAAAUAGAGGCACCCUCAACAUUGCAGGGCACCUUGUUAGAAGAAAGGCCCUGGUUCUUUGACAUGAAUGUUCUUCAUACCCCUGUGCUCAUCGGCGAAGCUUCCGAUGCUGCCUUUGCAACUCGCUUUCGGCAAGCCAUCUCCGAGCCGGGACAUAGCCACAUACCGAGAGUCAACUACGCUCCAGACGAGACAUUGCUUGCUCUUUCAGAUGAAGAUUGUCCGUGGCCCAUACCAUCCCGGGCACGACUUCUCGUAAACGUUGCGUUAAAGUACGUUAGCAGGAGCUAUUACAUUGUACGCAAGAGUCAGAUAUUGGAAGGACUUGAACAGACAAUUCUGAACCCUCACUCUACAGAUUCACUCCUAAAGAGCAAAUUGUGGGUUCUUUUUGCUAUUGGAGAGAUGUACUCGACUAGGACAGCGGCAAAGGACAGGAACUUUCCUGGUAUGGCUUACUUUGCCAGGGCCACAAGGAUACUUCGUAUUAUUAGUGAAAGACCACGGAUUGAUGCCAUCGAAAUUCGCCUGCUUCUUUCUUUUUACUCGCUCGCCCUGAAUCGCCGCUACACUGCCUACGCUCUAGCAGGCUCAUCCGUUCGACUCAGCGUAGUGAUGGGUCUAAAUCUGAACGUGCCAGAAUCACAGCUCCGCGAUGCCGGUGCUCGAGAACACAGGAAUCGCGUAUGGUGGACAGCCUACAGCUUCGAUCGCAUGUGGGCAUCCAGACUCGGUCAUCCUGUAGCUAUACGCGAGGAUGAAAUACAAGUUGACUUGCCGACCGAUCCGGUUCUUGAGAUACCUUCAGAUGAUUUUGGAGACUCGUCGUAUUUCAUCGCCAGUAUACGACUUGCAAGCCUAGCUGCGAAGGUAAUUAAUUCGAUCUACACGAGGAGGCCACAGCAGAAGACCCUCUCGCAAAGGGUACAAGAAGCACUAAAAGAUUUGAGGGCUUUUGUGGAGGAGUUACCGGCACAUCUUCACAUUGAACCUACUGAUGCCCCUGAACCAAGUCCCAAGCCUUUGUCAUUGCAUCUAUACUUUAACCAAGUUGCCAUCACGGCUACCCGACCUAUUCUUCUUCAUGUCCUACGAACCCACGUAGCGGCAUGGAACACGCAACCACGUACCGAGCCUCAAAUUCCAGUCUCGGCAAUGACACUCUCAGAAGCCUGCGUCCGCUGCGCCCGACACUCAUGCCGGCUACUGAUCGAAUGCUGGAUUGACGGUUCUUUUGCAACCUUUGACUACUUCUACACGCAAUAUCUCUUCGCAGCAGCAACAGUGCUUGCAAUAUCGAGCCUCAUCGAUGGCAAAGAGUCACGUAGCGACAAGGAGCAAUUCGAAUCAGCCGCACAAUUCCUUGCCCAACUCAAAGAGAAUGGAAACUUUGCAGCAGAGGAAUUUUGUAGACAUAUUGAUGCGAUGAAAGUUUGCAUGGUGACGCGGCAGGGACAGUUCGCGCCAGACGCUGUGAUUCAACAGUUUGACGGGAUUGAUGUAGGAGGGUUUUCCAACCCGACGGCCGGGAUGGCUCUGUCGGAACCUUCAUUGCAGGAGCUCUUGUCGCAACCGGUAUUGGACUUGCAAUUUAUUGAUGCAUCAAUGUAUCAAGAUGGAGCGCAAGGGCUGUAUUGGCCCGAUAUAAGCCCUGAGAGUUGGACCACCAAUGGCUGGACGCCGAGUGGAUAA
This is a messenger RNA of Fusarium venenatum, 1923 nucleotides long. Lineage: Eukaryota; Fungi; Ascomycota; Sordariomycetes; Hypocreales; Nectriaceae. The record is from RefSeq and is a predicted model, not a curated record.